Messenger RNA from Austrofundulus limnaeus, 4691 nucleotides. RefSeq lists its product as uncharacterized. Gene Ontology annotation, biological process: proteasome-mediated ubiquitin-dependent protein catabolic process; protein polyubiquitination. The record is from RefSeq and is a predicted model, not a curated record. Gene Ontology annotation, molecular function: protein binding; ubiquitin protein ligase activity. NCBI's taxonomy places the organism in Eukaryota, Metazoa, Chordata, Actinopteri, Cyprinodontiformes, Rivulidae. The transcript is spliced from 3 exons. Bases 225 to 3014 code for a protein of 929 amino acids.
UAUGUUUUGUGACAGUAAACUAGAUUUCUUCAAUGAUUAAUUUGCUCCGACAGGAUAUUUAUCUAGUUCAUCAGUUUCUAACGAUCCUUUUGAUUUGAAGAUCAGUCCUCGGAGGRAAGCUGACAGAACGUAAAAAGCAUGUUCUUUGAGUGAAAACACCAAGUGCACAGCUUUUAAAUAAAGACAAGUGUGAAGUGUGUGUGCACACACAGGGAACAGGAGCCAUGCUUGCUGGUGUCUUAGCAACAGCCAACAGGAAGGGAAACGGCACCAGAGGAGAGCAGCACCGUUACUGGACCACAGAAAUCGAGUCAGAACUCCUAAACGGAAAAGAUCCAUCCUUCAYAAUGUUUGUGGGAACUCUUUUGGAAAGCAAUCCAACUUCUCCAGUUCAAGUUAGCAGCCCAAGUCAAGAUAGUCACUCAGAUGGUACUUCAUCRACUCCACCUCAGUUCCCUCCAUGUUGGUUAACUCAAGCACAGAGUGACCUUGCCCAUGCAGAAGAAGAGCUGCGGAAAAUACAAGAGUGUCAUGCAACCGAGACCGAAAUUGUCAAACGAGGAGUAGAGCGGGCAAUUCUGGGAGCACGCAGAGAGGAGCAGCGACUCCUGGAGAGGGUGGAGCAGGACCAUCGGGACACACAGCAGCAUCUAGAACAGGUUCACAGGGAAAACAUGGCGGCAGCGCGGGUCAGUCAAGCUUUACUUGAUCAAAAACUGCACAAGCUGGCUGAGCUUCAGCAGCAAGUUCAUGAAGUGAGUCAGUCUGUUCUGAAUGAAAGUGGAUCAAACCACAACUCCAUACUGAAGGAGAUUGCAGAAUUCCUGCAACCCUGGGAAAUCUCAGUUGCUCUUAAGAAAGUGAAUUUCAAACCAAGCUCCCAACCCAAUGCUGUCACCUUUGGAGACAUGCGUGUCCAAGAACAGACCUUGUGCCUGAAUGUUGGAGGCUGUGGGCCACAUGGAAAGCUGUGUGCUCUCCAUUUACAAGAAAUGCAGUGUGAAGAUAGAAACCGUCAGAGCCCUGGAAGAGAAGAGAGGACCCAUGGACAGGGUUGGACCUCACCAACGGGCAGGAUUGUCACAAAGAUCAACCUCUCAAAUCGGAGUAAUCUAGAAGCAGAAGAAGAACAGAAGCUCUCUGCUGCAAAGAUCUCUCAAUGGCUUCCUAAAUGUGAACAGUCUGACUGGGAGUUGUCUCAAGAGGAUGAACUGGAAUCAAGUUUCUUUCAGCCCCAAGUGGAGGAUGUAUUUCUGGCGGUCCCUUCAGUUCUUAAAAACUUAGACUCUAAAGGCAAAGGUCACGUAAACAAGAUGAACACUAAUGAAAAAUGUUAUUCUCCCAUAAAUCAGAAGAAAAUGCUUUCUGUGGCCUCUAAGAGAAAACCAUCCCCUUCAGCCGAACAAAGACAGAAAAAUUUCUUGAGUUUUGAUGGCCAGGUUGGUGAUAAACUUAAAGCGAGUCCAGAAUUCAACAGGAGAUAUUUGAGAUAUGGAAGUAGUGUCCUAACAUCCCCCAGAAUGACUCCAAGAGAUCCUUUGGUCAGUCAAAGCUGCCUUGACCUGACCUCCAAAAGCCGGUCUUACUCUCGUCUGAGCCAGUCUUCAGAUGAACACUCUUUGGGGACUCUAGGGGACUCUGGUCGUGCACCAUCCCCAGCAGACAGCCUUGACUCCAGCUAUACCUUUAUUGUGAGCCCGUCUCAUGACAACAGUUUGAACAGAGCAUCUUUGAACUACAAUUGCCGUCUCUCAAAGUCGGCAAUGGACUUGACACCUAAGACAAGGCCCUUGAUCAGUGAUGGUACAAACAAACAAGACUUGUGUAGGGUCAAGUGUGGCAACAUAAGUGCCUUGUUGAGCUCAACUUCAGCUCCACCCACUCAGAGAGGAAAAAGGGCUUUUGACAGAGGCCAGACCUUAACUUACCCUGCCUACAUAGGUCAGAAUAAUUUUUCACAACCUCAGAAAAAAGACACAAUUACUGGAUCAAAACAACCCCUUGUGGCCAGGUCACUUUCAUUGUCAGUUAUAGAUGGUUUCUCUCAAGAGCCAAAGAGAGGUAAGGGAGAAGGAGCCAAGCUGGCCUUAGUGGAAUUAGAGGAGGAGGUUGAUCCACCUUUUACAGCGUUCAACUCAAGAGGUGUCCAUUUACUGGGGCAGUUUGGAAAGCAGGGUUCAGGUCGGGCUGACCUUACUCUGCCAAGUGGUAUCCAUGCCACACCGCAGGGUCAACUCUUUAUUGUGGACUGUGGAAAUGCCCGUAUUCAGGUGACAGAUUCUCGUGGAAAUGUUCUUCAGCAAGUGACCUCCCCAAAUGCUGAUGGGUCAUCCAGACGAUGCAGAAAUUACUUUGACAUUGCAGUCAACGCCAAGGGUCUGAUUGCACUAAGCUGUGCUGCAGAGAGAGCACUGCUUGUGUUCAGCCGUCACGGUCGCCUGCUUCAGACCUUCGGUGGGUCUAGGUCGAGCUCUGCAAAAGAUGAACUGGAAGCUCCCAGAGGUGUCACUGUAACCAGGCUGGAUGAGUUUUUGGUCGCCGAUAUCAGAAAAGGCACCCUCGUUGCCCUGAAGCUGGACCCUAAAACAGGCUCCCGACUUGAACGUACAGUUGUAACUGGGUUCCACAGGCCCUACUUAGUGGCAGCUUGCUUAAGCUCAGGCAUUGUAGCUGUGUCUGAGAGGGGCAAUGAAACAGGAUGUGUGCCUUGCAUUAAAGUUCUGGAGACAGGCUGGAACACAGUGAGAGUUCUAGGUGUGUGUGCUGGAAUGGGGCCGGUCCUGACCAGUCCUUGGGGUAUCUGCAUAGAUGCACAUGGAAAUGUCUUGGUAGCAGACUGGGGGGAGCAGCACAGAAUUGUGUUAUACCCCAAAGAAGGAGUUGGGUGGCCCAUAGUAAACCAAGGCUUAAGUAGUCCUCGGGGCCUGACCCUACUACCUGAGGGACAACUAGCUGUGUCAGACAGCAUGCAUCACUGCAUUAAGAUAUACCAGUACAAAACACCUCAGGACUAGGAAGAAUUAACACAAUGUUAAAGAACUAAACAGCUGGGAAACAGUAUGCAUGUUCCUUUUACUGCUCUGUCUGAUGCUACGUUCACACCAAACGCAUUUUGAGCUGCAGGAGCAGUCAGUUUACAUGCAAAGUCUAUGGCCGUCGCGCCUCUAGGGGUUGUGCGUUGCAUCACAUACGUUUUGGGCGGCGCGCAAGGAAGGCGGAAGGGGCGGCAGAGCGUUUUCCGCACAUGCGGUGCUGCGGAAGCCGCCGCCAGAGUUAAAAAUCUGAAAUUUUCGCUGCUCGACGCCUCUUGAUACCAAUCAGAGAGACUCAUUUUUCCACGUGACAGUUUCCUGAAUGUUGUCCACUAAACAGAAACAGAUGUACAGGAGAUCUUUAGCUGAAAUCGACUGUCUGCAGUUGGAUUUUCUGGCAGGAUAUAUUAGUACCGAUGUGGGUCAGCUGGUCGGGAGAAAAAAAAUAGGUCCGUCAGCUCGCAGCUUCUGGAAUGGUGAAACUAACCGAACAAAUCACCUCUAAAUCAUCUGGUGAAUUAAUUAUCUGCUGUGUGCAACGUUUGCUUGCUCUUUAGUAAAUAAAUCAAAGCCAUUUUCUUUGUUUUUAUCUUUAUUUCACCCGCCAAGGACAGACUGGAAAAAACCAAGAYGCUCCUUCCUCUUCAGACACACGUCUGGUCUGUAUCCCGGUCUAGACAUAGUGCGUCCAACUUGAGGCGUUUUGCGCUUUUUGGCUGCUCAAAACGCGUUCGGUGUGAACGUAGCAUGACAGCUGUAUUUGGUACACUGGGUAUCACUGUUGGUGGCUACAGCUGCAGAAAAGAUUUCUGAACAAAAUGCUACUUUUCUUUUGGAAUAACAUUCAAUUGCUACUUAAGACAAAACAUUUGGGCCAAAAUUUGCUGGGAGUUUGCAUAAGCAUUGUGCAAACGUUAUGUUUAUUAAUUCCUCGCUGUUUAGUCACAAAGUGUCUUUAUUAAUUUUUCAGUGUGUUCACAAUUUAUUCUUAUUUUAUUCUUAUUUUAUUCACAGCUUCCAAAGUGCACAGAAUGUCAGAAUCUCUUUUUUUAUAUCACCAAUAAGUCAUAAUUGAAUUUCAUAGGUUGCCAACCACUUCCAAAGUUGUCUCACAUUUCUCAUUCUUCUCACUUUACUCCCACGACACUGUCAGCGAUUGGUCUUGUGAAUUGAAUUGAAUUUAACUGAAUUGAAUUGAAUUGAAUUGAAUUGAAUUGAAAAGCUCAACACACAUAAUUCACGCAAAGAAACUAAGAAUCCUCACAAACGUGUCAAGACAUUUGGGAAGCUCCCUCACUAAUGUCAUUCACAAUUUGUCACCAACGCAUGYAGCCAGUGAGAAAUCUUUCUUUUUUUGUUGAAAAUUAUAAUUCAUUAAAAACRUGAAAAAUGAAAAAGCUGAAGCAAGUUUUAAAAAUGUAGCUGUUUUUAUUAUUUUGCUGGUUUUGAGUUGUUGAAACAGAACUGGUGUCAGUCAGCUGAAUUGGGUUUAUAAAUCAGAUCAAUAUCAGUUUAUGUAUAAAUACAGUUUAUAUAAACGUGUUUUUGUCUCUGUGGAUAUACAGUUUAAAAUCAGUAGAUCUAAAACAAAAAUGAAUACAAAUAUAUAGUUUAUCAUUUUAACUUGGUAUUAAGUGAGAAAAUUAAUUAUUGAAAAAU